Molecule: messenger RNA, 1713 nt
Organism: Daldinia decipiens
Lineage: Eukaryota; Fungi; Ascomycota; Sordariomycetes; Xylariales; Hypoxylaceae
Product: alpha/beta-hydrolase
Exons: 2
Coding region: 471-1421 (316 amino acids)
Cellular component (GO): membrane
Molecular function (GO): lipase activity
Source: RefSeq, a predicted model, not a curated record
CAUGUCUCAAACGCCUAAUUGAACUUACAAGCCUCUGGAAUUGGCUACUACUUUUGUGCCUUUACCUCGGUGAGCUUCCCAAUGUAGAAACGCUGAUUGGGUCACAUCCUAUUCGAGGGAAUACGACCCCGUCAUCAAUACAAGCAUACUGUGUAACUAAACAUAUUCCUACUUACAUGUAUCCUUAUUAUAUGAGCCGCUCCUUGACCAAUCAAUAGCUGUAUCGUUUAUAGCUGUAUCGUUUAUACGACUCUGCUUACAUAGCUCCCAGCUGCCUCGCAACUAGGUACAAAAGCUACUCUCAAAGCUUCAUCUCAUUCCAACUUAGAGCUUAGAUCUACCUCAAGUACCAAACCGCUCAACGACACAUGACAGACAUAGACGGGUACUACAUUCUUCACUUUCGUUGAUCUGCACUCAGGUUAUAUCAUAAACCCUAAUUGCCCUCUCGCCACCUCUCACAGCCCAAAAUGGGAGAUAUCAAUAUUGUCGAGGGCACAUUCGAGGUCGACGGCGUAAGCCUACACACCAAGUCCUGGCUCCCCUCCAGCCCGCCCAGAGCAAAACUCGUCGCCGUCCACGGGUUCAGCGACCACAUCGACCGGUACUACGAGCUCUUCCCGUCCCUAGCGCGCCGCGGCAUCGCCGUCCUGGGCUUCGACCAGCGCGGCUGGGGCAAAAGCGUGCGCCGCGCCGCGGACCGCGGACGCACCGGGCCCACGGGCACCGUGCUAGCGGAUCUCGCGGCCUUCAUCCGCGAGAAAGCGUUGAGCCCGCCUUCCUCCUCCUCUGCCCCUGCAGACGAGGCGGUCCCGGUGUUCGUGCUCGGCCACUCCAUGGGCGGCGGCGAGAUCCUCGCUCUGGCCAGCACACCCGCGUUCGACGACGUGGUGGCCCGCGUGCGCGGGUGGAUCCUCGAGGCGCCGUUCCUGGGGUUUGCGCCGGCGGUCCAGCCGAACCGGCUGACGAUCGCGUCGGGACGUCUGGCGGCGCGCGUCGUGCCCAACUUCACGCUCAUGCGGCCGGUGCCGCCGGCGCAUCUGUGUCGCGACCCGGCGGUGCAGGAGAGUCUGGCGGCGGACCCGCUGCUGCACUACACGGGCACGCUGGAGGGGCUGGUUGGCAUGAUUGACCGCGCCGAGGCGCUGGCGUCGGGGAGGCUGCGGCUGCGGCCGCGCGUGCGCGCUGUGUUCCUGACACACGGCACCGCGGAUAUGGUGACGAGUUAUGACCGCGUGCGGGAGUGGUGGGAGCGGCAGGGGAAGACGGUGGAGGAUGGGAAGUUUAAGUCGUACGAGGGUUGGGCGCACCAGUUACACGCUGAUCCCGGGAAGGAGGAGUUCUAUCAAGAUGUGGGGGAUUGGAUACUGGAGAGGUCUGGUAGUGACGAUAGGAGAAGCAGGCCUGAGUCUAAGUUGUGAUGGGCUAAAAAAAAAAAGGGGGGGGGGGAGAAAGGUGACGAUGGUAGAGGAUAGUUUAUGGGGGCUGGUUACGAAGCUGAAUGCAGAGCACCAUCACGACCAUUAUAUUAUCGUGCAUGGCUGAGGACGAGUAUGUAUAUAAAAUAAGACGAUUAACUAUUUGAGAAGUAGAUAUGGUAGAUAGGCGUACGGGUACACUAGAUCCUCUUGUUUUGUUUCCAUAGGAUGUAUAAUAUUCAUCUAGAUAGGUAGGUACCUAAUAGCACAUCAAAUAAAGUAGGUACAUAUCUAU